GGAGAGAAAAGUGGUGACAACGCUGUCGUAACGAUACUCUGCGAAAAUUAAUCUUUUUUUUUUCUAUAUCUAUAUAAAAACAUCGACAAAAAAAAAUAUAACACACGUGUGUUAUUAAUAUAAUUAACAAUAAAUUAAUCAUUGUAGUAUAAUCUGUAUGAAAAUAUAUUUUAAAAUUGCAAAAAUAAUUUUAUUAUUUAAUUCUUUAUAUUUUAAAGAAUUAACAAUCAUAAUAAUAAUUGAGUGUUGAAAUUUAAUGCUUGUUGAAUACGUUAUCAGUAAGUAUGUUUACUGAUACAAGUGAUUUGAAUAGUCAAUAAAUAGUAGAUAUAAUAUAUUAGAUACAAAAUAAUUAUGUUUUUGGAAAAUAAUACACCUGUUAAAUCAGCGGAUAAUUCUGAAACAUCCUCAAUUAAAUAUGGAGUAAAUAAUAUCUCCAUAUUGGAAGAGGAUCUUGCACUGAGUUCAUCAACAAUUGCAUCAUUACAAAGAAUUGAAAAAACAAGUGAAAAUGAAUCAACACAAUAUAAAUUAACAAUUGAAGAAAAUGAAGAAAAAAAAACACAAUAUAAAUUAACAAAUAAAGUUGUUUAUUUAAAUGAAGAAACAAUGGAUUGUUGUUAUCCUGAAAAAAUUAAUAAAGAAAAAAUCAUAAAGUCUGUUAUUGAACAAGCAUCUAGUCCAGAAAUGUUUGACAGUGAUGAUGAUGAUGAUGACAAUGUUGAUGAUAAUAAUGAUAAAGCAAAUAAUAGAAGAUCAACAUUUAAUCGUAUAUUAUCAAAACAAUUUAAUAAAGAAACAACACCACCAUAUAAACCAAGUCAAGAAGAAAUGAUAUUAAAAAGUGAUAAUUAUUUAAUGACUAAAAUAAAUAAAUAUUUAUCUGGUGUACCACCGCCACCAAGACAUACAAUUUGUCAAAAAGAUUGUAAUGAUUUUUUAACAUUAAUCAAAGAAAAUCAUAGAUUUUUUUGGAUUAAUAAUCCAUUUAUGACAGAUGAUAAAACGACUAAUGAAAUAAGUGAUAAUAAUGAAUUAAAUUUAUCAUCAUCAUCAUCACCACCACCAUCAUCAUCAUUAUCAUCAACAGCAGCAGCAACAACAACAACAACAACAACAACAGACAGCAAUAAAGAUAAUAAUAUAAAGGCAAAAAAUAAUGAAAUAAUAAAUAAACCAGCUAGUUUAAGAAAUUUAACAAAUGCAUUUGAUGAAUGUGAUGUAUCAAGUUCAUCAAUAUCAAAUAUAAAAAUAAAUUCAAAUGAUAAUAUUGAUAAUAAUAUAAAUUAUCAUACAAAUAGUGAAACAACAAGUUUACCACCAGCAACAAGUUACAUUGAAUCACCAUUAAAUGAUAAUAAUAAUAUAAAACGUGUUAAAUUUGAUAUACCACAAAAUGAAAAUUUAGCAAUAUUUAAAACAAUUGAUGUUAUUAAUGCCAAGGAUUUACCAUGGUCAUUAGCAUAUGGACAUAAAGCACCAGGUAUACAUUAUAAUAGAAAUAAAUAUAUUGAAGAUUUUGAAAAUUUAACAAUUAAUUUAUAUGAAAGAUAUGUUGGUAAUGAAACACAAUCAACAUGUACAUCAUGGUUUAAUAAAAAUCCACCAAAUAGUGUUAAAAAACGUGGUGUAUUAUGUAAACGUAAUAUUGGACAAAGUCCUGGUAAACGUUUAAGUCAUCUUGCACGUCGUAGACGUACAUUUUCAAGUGCAAAUCUUCAAGGUAUGAGUGAUAAACGUCAAAUAGUAUUAAAUAUUAAAAAAUUAACAAAUAAAAAAGGUAAAAGUCCACGUAAUUCAGCUAAAAAAAAAUUAAUACGUAGAUUAUCAAUUGAUAAUAAAUCAAGUCCACGUAAAACAAAAUUAGAAAUAUCAAAACGUGCAUUAUUUCAAAGUCCACCAACAAAAACAACAACAAUAACAACAACUACAACAACAGCAACAACAGAACGUCCUGGACCAAGUCAAAUAAAUCAAAAAAUAAAACGUACAUUAUUUAAAUCACCAGUUAAAAUUGAUGAUAAUGAUAAUUUGUCUAAAAAACGUAAAAGUUGUGAUGAACUUGAUGGACCAAAAUUAAAAUGGUCAAAAAGUUUAUCAUUUGAUAAUUUUGAUCAAAAAAAUAAUUCAUGGAAUGAUAGAUAUUCAAUGAAUUCUGUUAAUAUUAAAACACAAUCAGUAUCACAACCAGUUACAACUGAAAUGAGUGAUACCAAUAGAAAAAAAUUACUUUGGGCUGUAUCACAAGCAUUAAGAUUACGAGGUAUCACAAUGACACAUCCAAAAUUUAAGUUAUAUGCAACUCAAAUUGCUAAAAAAGUUAAAAAUUCAAUGCCAGAAUUAGAAAAUUUAAAUAUUCCACGUAAACCUGGUAGUACAACUGAUAGAAUGUUAAAAUAUGCUAAAAGGCAAGUUAUAUUAACUGUUGAACCAGCAACACAAACUUGAUAUUGUUUAAUUAAUUAUUAUUUUUUUUUUUUCUUUGUAUUAUUUAAUCAUGUUAAUUAUUAUUCUAAAAAUAAUUAUUAUCUUUUUUUUGCUUUGCUUUUUUUUAUUUCAAUUAAAUAUACAGUUGUCAUAAAACUGUUGUGUUAUUAUUUUUUUUUUAUAUAUAUAAUAAUUAUUAGGAAUAAUAUAUAUUGUUUAAAUAAUAAAUUGUGAUUUUUAACGGCUUUUUUUUUCUUUUUGUUUGUCCGACUUUAUAAUUAAUUUUGUCGAAUUUUUAAUUACCCAUUUUUUUUUUUUCCUUUUUGUUUUUAUGUAAAAUUUUGUGGUUAUUAGAAAAAUCGGUUAUAUAUAUUUACAUUUAUAAAUAAAUUAUAUUUUUAAAUUACGAAAAAAAAUUAUUAUAAUAAAUUAAAUUUGUAAAUAAAAUAAUUAUGUUUAAAUGAUAAA
Messenger RNA from Aphidius gifuensis, 2895 nucleotides. RefSeq names its product probable WRKY transcription factor protein 1 (gene mi). The transcript has 3 exons. NCBI's taxonomy places the organism in Eukaryota, Metazoa, Arthropoda, Insecta, Hymenoptera, Braconidae. The record is from RefSeq and is a predicted model, not a curated record. Bases 355 to 2448 code for a protein of 697 amino acids.